GGGUGGGGGGGUGUUAGUUGAAGUGAAAUCAGAGCAGUAAUGAAGGAGGGGAUGUUUCCGCGCUCAGAGCGGUGCCCUAUUUCCAGCCUCCUCGGUCUACCUGCGCCCCAGGGGCCCCUCCCCCCCCCCCACCACUCCGCUCCUCGGAGUUUCUGUUGCUCUCGUUGCAGUAGGAGGGUCCAUGUGCACAAUGACGUCGCUCUGAUUGCAAGUCCGACCGACUCCUGCGUUUGUUUUUUAUAACUCCUCUUUUCUUUUUUCUUUUUCUUUUUUUUAAAUAAACGCAGGCCCCCCAGAUUCUUUAAUCUGUGAAAUUACAGUCAUAAUGUGAGAUUACGCUCCGCUGUUACCCGACCCGUCGCUGAGGCUCGUCCAGUCAGGAGCAGCGGCUCGCUGUUGGAGGAUUACCAGAGAUAAUACGCAGCAGACUCCUCCGGUGCGCGUUUAGCUGUCAAACUGACAGCGAUGUGUCAGGAGGAGUAGUUAGAGCGCCUCGGUUUGGGUUUAUUCACUUUGCUGCGCGCGUCCUUUCUCCGCUGCCUUCUGGAUUAUCGCUGCCCAGCAACAACACAGCCACCUGACAACUCUGAAUGUCGUAAUUAAGGUGAAUCGAUGAGCCAGAAAUGGAGACCAAAGGAUACAAAAGUUUCUUUGAGGGGAACGACUCGGAGAACAAAUGGUCUCAAGCCCCCAGCACAAUGGAGUACUCCUGCAGCACUGAGGACUCCAGCCUGACUAGCAGCGACAUCCUAAUGGACGUGGUCAAUGUCAGCUGCUCUGCUGGAAGCCUGGCAGCAGACAGCAAAGACAAUAAUGCUGAGAAGCAGGAGCAGCCAGCGCUUCAGCUCGGCCAGAACCAGCCGUUUGUUCUCCCACACUUCAACAACACCCUGCACGGUCUGAAACAGGAAAUGGACUCCAAGGAGCUUUCCAAGACAGUGGCUGAGUCUAUGGGUCUGUAUAUGAACGCUGCCAGGGAGGCGGACUUUGCUUUUAGCCAUCAUGGAGGCAGCACAAGCCCAGGGAAACCUUAUCCGCGAUGUGGGCGCUCGCUGGACGAGAACCAGUGCGGCUCCAAAAAGAGCCCAAACUUGAAGCCAUUUGGUUUUCAACAGCCAGGCGCCACUCCCAGGGAAUGCAUCACCGGGACUUCAACAGGCUCAGCCUCAAUGCUGGCGUCCUCCCUGUCCUGCAGUCCACAAACCUCCAGCUGCAUUUCCAGCCCUGGAGGCAGUAACAACAUGGUGUCAUCUACAACCAGCCCUACAUGCUUCGGACCACUAUGCUCAUCUGUCAGCAGCCCUGGAAGCCAGACGUUGUGUGCUGCAACUUUAGCCAACAUCAAAUGCAGGAAUUCAGUCACAUGUAGCCCUGUGGAGUCCAGCACAGUUGGAUCACCCCCACUGACCAGUCCACUUAAUGUUAUGAGGUCCCCCAUGUCCAGCCCGCAUAGCAUGAGUAGUGUGAGAUCCCCUCCAUCCUGCAGCACCACAUGCAACAUUAGGUCGUCUGUUUCCAGCCCCACGGGUGGCAGCUGCACUGCCACUGCUAAUAACAGUAACACAGCAAGGCUGUCCCUCUCCAGUCCCUCCUCAGGGGGCCCUAUGGCUGCCAGCAGCCCUCAGAACCCCUCGUCUGUCAGCUUCCCUGUGUCUAGUCCGGCUGGCGGGCUCGGUCUGGUUCAGAACGACACCAACAGUCCAGAAGCAGAAGGGAUGACCAGAGACACAGAUUUCAAGGACUUUGAGUUCCCUAAAGUAGAAAUGGUGGACGGGGAGGUAUUCAGUGUUGGGUUGGACCAGAUGGGCAUGGUUAAGUACAUUAAGAAUGAACCUGAAUCGGACUUCAGGAGCAUGUGUUUAGGCAGCUCCAAAUGUAAUGUGAGCAGCACACCUUUAAUUACACAGAUUAAGAGUGAGCCAAACAAAAACGAGGGCUGCAUGAACCAACAGCCCUACGGUGAGCCGUCGCCUUCUCUUGGUCUCUUCCCUGCAUCCGAGACCACCUAUUUGUCCCUGAGAAAUAACAUCGAUGAGUACAGUCUCUCUGGGAUCUUAGGGCCCCCAGUCUCCUCUGUAAAUGGGAGCUAUGAGACAGACCUCUUCUCCAGCAGCGUCCUGUCUAAAGGGGUCAAGCAGGAGCCCACUGAUGGCAGCUAUUACCAAGAGAAUAACAGCAUGUCCACCUCCGCCAUUGUUGGAGUUAAUUCCGGGGGACACUCAUUCCAUUACCAGAUUGGAGCGCAAGGAACAAUGUCCUUUACACGGCAUGACAUGAGAGACCCGUCCAACCCUCUGCUGAAUCUAAUUUCACCCGUAACGGCGUUAAUGGAGUCUUGGAAAUCUCGGCCAGGGAUUUCACAGGGUUCGCUGUCCGCCAGGAAUGAGGGCUUCUCAGGCCAGAACUGCAUCGCCGAAGGCAUGUCCAGGUAA
Cyprinodon tularosa is the source of this 2432-nucleotide messenger RNA. RefSeq names its product mineralocorticoid receptor-like. Lineage: Eukaryota; Metazoa; Chordata; Actinopteri; Cyprinodontiformes; Cyprinodontidae. The transcript is spliced from 2 exons. The coding region runs from base 624 to 2432 and encodes 602 amino acids. The record is from RefSeq and is a predicted model, not a curated record.